Molecule: messenger RNA, 1651 nt
Organism: Dentiscutata erythropus
Lineage: Eukaryota; Fungi; Glomeromycota; Glomeromycetes; Diversisporales; Gigasporaceae
Source: the annotation of a GenBank genome assembly
AGUAAAAUUAUGAGAUGUAGAUGUAAUCUUCAAGUUCUGAAUGAUCAUUCAGAAUGUGGAUGGUGUGAUGAUGAAUGUUGUAACAAAAGAACAUUAGCAAGAUAUGAUGAUCAAUCAGGUCCAUUUGAGUAUGGCACGUAUAAAACAAAAUCACAAAAUAAAGUUGGAAAUAAUCAGUUUUCUUCUCAAAAAAAUAAGAGAACUAUUGCUGCAACAGAAAUUAUGAAUGAUUUAAUGAGUGGAAAUAUUAAUGGAGAUGAAGCAUUCAUUCGAUGUAUUCUGGAACGUCCACAAUUAAUUUUAAAUAAUCCAAAUCCUAUUUACACAGCUGAGCAAGCAAUAAACAAUAUUAAAAACAAGAAAAUAAUUCAAGAACGAUGUUGGAAAAGUUGUAAUAUAUUUAUUUUUGGAACACCACGAACAGGAAAGUCUCAUCUUUUGGAUAUUUUAUUUCCAAAUGCAUACAAAAAAGUUGCAGAAGAGACAAAGUGGUGGGAAAAUUUUAACGAACAUGAAGAAGUGAUAAUCAAUGAAUUUGAGGGAGAUUAUAUGAAGUGGAAAGAAUUAUUAAAUAUAUUAGAUCGUGGAAAAUACACAGUUCAAAUUAAAGGAUCAAGCAAAAAUUAUGCACCAAAAAUUCAAUGUUUUACUUCAAAUACUCCAUUACACGAAUUAUAUAAUUACGCAGAAAAUCAAAAAUACUUAUUUGAUUUAAAGGGAAACAAAAAGAACAAUAGAAAAUAUUAUGCAUCAUUAAUUGAUAGAUUUGAUUUUGUGAUUGAAUAUUAUAAAUUUAGACGAGAUGAAAAAAAAGUUUGUGAAAGUGAGUGCUAUUGUUGUAAAGUGAUGAGAAUUUUUCAUCACGGAUCUAAAGAAAAAUUUAACAAUCAAGAAUUUGAAAUUGAAUUUAACGAAGAUGUUUCAAAAGAAAAAGCAAUUUCAAUUAUAGAAGAAAAGGAUGGAUUGUUUUUUAGAAAAGGAAAAAGAUUUUAUUGGCGGCCACAAAUUAAUUAUGAUAGAACAAAAUUUAUUCUUUCAGAUCAUGAAAAAUUUGAAGAAAAAGAAACUGAUUUAAUCAUUUAUCCUGAAAUUGUCGAAAAGUUAAAGAACAAAAACAAUUUACAAGAUAUUGAAAUUAUUGAUCAUAAGCAGUAUUUAAAAAGAAAAAAAGAAUCUAAAGAAUCUGAAGAGAAAAAAAAUAUUGAAUAUAAAUCAGCAAAAAAUAAAGAAGUUAAUACAGAUGUAGAAAUUUGGGAUCCACAAAUCGAGUCGAGCACAUCUCAAAUUAAAGUUCAAGAAGAAGAAUCAAGUGAAGAAGAUUUAUCAGAUAUUGAUUCUGAUGAUUUAGAUUAUACAUGUAGAAAAAAAAAAGGCAAAGCAGUUGUUGAUUCUGUUAAUAAAAAUUUAAUAGCAGAAAAAGAAUUAACAGAUAUUGAACAAGCUAGAAUUCAGUCAAAUUACAUAGAAUUAAGCAAAUCAAAAGAUCUAGAAGAAUUUUUGUCAGAAUCAGAAUUGUACGAAACAGAUAUUGAGCUUGAUAUCUCUGAAGAUAAACCAAAAAAUACCAAGAAACGCAAGCUAAUUAAUGAUGAUGCUUCUAAAGAUUUUAAACAAAAAAACAAGGAUAAUCCAGAAUUUAAACGGUUAAAAG